AUGUCGAUCCUCAGCCACGCGCUUCGCCAGGCGUUCAUGCCGAAGCGCGAGUACGAAAGCCUCCGCGACGAAGACAAAGCGUGGCUUCGCCUUCAGAGGCCGUUGCUGGUCUCCCUCGUGAUCAUUGUGUGGGUGGCCAUUUUUGUUUCCACGGUUGUUAGUUUGAAUAUAGUGUUUCCAGGGAGUAGUGGAAAGAGACCCUUCUGCGGCGAGUUGCGGAUUCAGCCGCUGCCGUCCACCAGUGUCAAAGGCGACUCGGAUCGGUUGAUGGGUGCGUUUUAUUUGACGGAUCAAGAGACUGCGGAUUAUUACUGGAUGGUUGUGUUCAUUCCUUCGUUGAUAGUUUUCCUGGCGUCGGUGGUUUAUCUUUUGGCAG
Messenger RNA from Malania oleifera, 376 nucleotides. RefSeq lists its product as uncharacterized. Lineage: Eukaryota; Viridiplantae; Streptophyta; Magnoliopsida; Santalales; Ximeniaceae. The transcript has a single exon. The annotation marks the transcript as partial. The record is from RefSeq and is a predicted model, not a curated record.